AUGAUAGCUAGCGAAUGUGCGCCGCCGUCGGCUGUCUACGGCGUGGAGCCGAGUUCGGUAUCGGCGGCACUUAUUACACGGUCGAAUGAAUUUCGGCUCCGUUCGCAAGAUAACGCGGGGCGCCUCCUAAACGAGGCCUCAUGCCUCGCCGGCUUUGAGCGGUGGAGAAUCGCAAACAAACAACGCACCGGGCGCGUUCGGAUUCGUUAUUUGCUAGAUACGCGGCGGGGCGCUCGAACGCACGCACGAAUGGUGUACGAA
Iphiclides podalirius (scarce swallowtail) is the source of this 261-nucleotide messenger RNA. Lineage: Eukaryota; Metazoa; Arthropoda; Insecta; Lepidoptera; Papilionidae. The record is from the annotation of a GenBank genome assembly.